UAUCGACGCCUCUUGCCCAUUUUGGUACUAAAUGGCACGGGUCUUCACGUGAACAAAGGGCCGGCGUUCUGAUUCAUGAACUGAGCCAUGCGAGCCUAGGAACCGGGGACCAUUGGGUCAAAACUGGGCUGGGACAGGGAAAGUUUAUCGGCACGGGGGAGGCGAAUCGGAGAAAAGAUGAUGGAGAGGACGUUCGGUUUGGAGUUGGGUAUGCCUCCGGGGACACCAAUGAUAUUAUGCGACAUGGUGGUGCUGCUCUUGGUGACGACUUUAAACACCAUGUGAAGCUUGCAACUAAUCCCAACCGGAAUGCGGAUUCAUGGCUCGCCCUCUCUGCAUUGGGCAAAGCGGACACUAUUGUAGAGACGGACAAGAAUAGAGCGCGUCAAGAGAAGGCGAUAAGGCGUAAAGCUGCGGCAAAGCGGAAGGCAGAUAUUAGAUACAUGAAGGCACGCCUAGCCAAGCGCGCCUGCGCCGCAUCGGAAGGCAAAGCUGCAUCCAGGUCAUCGGAUACGAAGGCCAAGGGAGCUAGCCGCGAGGCGACGUCAAGCACGAAGGCCACCAAAAGCAAGACCGACAAUACUACAAAGGACAA
This is a messenger RNA of Acaulospora colombiana, 595 nucleotides long. Lineage: Eukaryota; Fungi; Glomeromycota; Glomeromycetes; Diversisporales; Acaulosporaceae. The record is from the annotation of a GenBank genome assembly.